AUGAGCAAGUCAUACUUGUGGCAUCUGCGUCUUGGUCACAUUGGCCAUCGUGGACUCGACGCGAUCGUGAAGCAGAAUCUCGGUGUCGGCAUCGACAUUACAUCUGUGGGCAAGUGGGAGCUUUGCAACGGAUGCGCGCUCGGAAAGCAGACGCGAGUGAGUUUUCAGUCAACUACACGUAAACCAGCCAAGGACCUGCUUGACGUCGUGCAUUCCGAUGUAUGUGGACCAAUGCAGACUUCGACAUUUUCCAACAAGCGCUAA
This is a messenger RNA of Peronospora matthiolae, 264 nucleotides long. The record is from the annotation of a GenBank genome assembly. NCBI's taxonomy places the organism in Eukaryota, Oomycota, Peronosporomycetes, Peronosporales, Peronosporaceae.